AUGUGUGGUGGAUAUUCAACUACACCUCAAAAUAAUGAAACUACAUCUCCUUCAACGAGGUCCACUAAAACUCAAAAUUCUGGAACUACAUCUCCUUCAACGAUGUCCAUUACAACUCAAAAUCCUGGAACUACAUCUCCUUCAACGACAUCCACUACAACCCAAAAUCCUGGAACUACAUCUCCUUCAACGACGUUCCCUACAACUCAAAAUCCUGGAACUACGUCUCCUUCAACGACGUCCACUACAACUCAAAAUCAUGGAACAACAUCUCCUUCAACGAGGUCCACCACAACUCAAAAUUCUGAAACUACAUCUCCUUCAACGACGUCCACUACAACUCAAAAUCCAGGAACAACAUCUCCUUCAACGACGUCCAUUACAACUCAAAAUCCUGUAACUACAUCUCCUUCAACGAGGUCCACUACAACUCAAAAUCCUGGAAGUACAUCUCCUUCAACAACGUCCACUACAACUCAAAAUCCUGGAAUUACAUCUCCUUCAACGACGUCCAUUACAACUCAAAAUCCUGAAACUACAUCUCCUUCAACGACGUUCACUACAACUCAAAAUUCUGAAACUACAUCUCCUUCAACGACAUCCACUACAACUCAAAAUCCUGGAACUACAUCUCCUUCAACGACGUCCCCUACAACUCAAAAUCAUGGAACUACAUCUCCUCCAACGACGUCCACUACAACUCAAAAUCCUGGAACUACAUCUCCUUCAACGACGUCCAUUACAACUCAAAAUCCUGAAACUACAUCUCCUUCAACGAGGUCCACAACAACUCAAAAUCCUGGAACUACAUCUCCUUCAACGACGUCCAUUACAACUCAAAAUCCUGGAACUACAUCUCUUUCAACGACGUCCACUACAACUCAAAAUUCUGAAACUACAUCUCCUUCAACGACAUCCACUACAACUCAAAAUCCUGGAACUACAUCUCCUUCAACGACGUCCCCUACAACUCAAAAUCCUGGAACUACAUCUCCUUCAACGACGUCCACUACAACUCAAAAUCAUGGUACUUCAUCUCCUUCAACGACGUCCACUACAACUCAAAAUCCUGGAACUACAUCUCCUUCAACGACGUCCACUACAACUCAAAAUUAUGGAACUUCAUCUCCUUCAACGACAUCCACUAUAACUCAAAAUCCUGGAACUACAUCUCCUUCAACGACGUCCACUACAACUCAAAAUCCCGUAACAUCUCCUUCAACGACGUCCACUACAACUCAAAAUCCUGUAACUACAUCUCCUUCAACGACGUUCACUACAACUCAAAAGCCUGGAACUACAUCUCCUUCAACGACAUCCACUACAACCCAAAAUCCUGGAACUACAUCUCCUGCAACGACGUCCACUACAACCCAAAAUCAUGGAACUACAUCUCCUUCAACGACGUCAACUACCGCUCAAAAUCAUGGAACUAUAUCUCCUUCAACGACGUCCGCUUCAACUCAAAAUCCUGGAACUACAUUUCCUUCAACGACGUCCACUACAACUCAAAAUCCUGGAACUACACCAACAACGACUACAAAACCUGAGGCGAUGUCAUGCCAAUGUCCAUGCAGCUCUCUUGGAUUUUGGGCAAGGAAAGACUUAUCCAACUAUUCAAUAGACGAACUUCUCGAAAUGUUGGCUCCUGAACUGGCAAAAAUCGAGAAAGAAUUAUCCGUUGACGAAUCCAACUUGUCGGCGACGAUUAAUAAAAGGAUAAGUGCAAAAGAUGAGAGAAAGUCUUCUCAGUCCAUCGGCAUUCUUGGAAUAGUCUUCAUUGUUUCCGUCUUAUUGGGCGUCGUUAUCAUAGAUAUGAUGUCACUUAUGAAAUUCAUGAAGCCUAAAUUGAAGAGAGGAAAAACUGAUACUUCAAAACCAGAAGAACGGCCAGAAUAG
Molecule: messenger RNA, 1899 nt
Organism: Mytilus californianus (California mussel)
Lineage: Eukaryota; Metazoa; Mollusca; Bivalvia; Mytilida; Mytilidae
Product: mucin-5AC-like
Exons: 4
Coding region: 1-1899 (632 amino acids)
Source: RefSeq, a predicted model, not a curated record